AUGUGCCGCAUCGACCCAACUACUUGCAGCGCUGCCAGCACGGCCUUGCCCGACGUUGCUACCGGACUGGCCGUCGUUGUCGAAUUCACUUCACCUUGCCUUGCCCAGUCACUCAGCGACGCCAAAACAGUUUGCUCCACAGGACUUUGCGCCACCCUCAGCUCCCCUGACGCCCGCAAUGCCCACGACGUCUUUUUUGGGCCCCGCCGCCUGCCAACCACUGCUGUUCGAAGCCAGUCUGCUCUUUGCGUCGUCAAACCCCAUGCCGUCCAGGCUGGCCAUCUCGGCGCAAUGAUCGUAGACCUGAAAGCUGCUGGAUUGGAUAUCGCUGCCCUUCACAGCUUCACCCUCCCCCGUCCUGCCGCUGAGGAAUUUCUUGAAGUCUACAAAGGAGUCAUGCCCGAGUAUACUGCCAUGGUCACCCAGCUCGAAUCAGGCAUCUGUGUGGCCCUUGAAGUGCUGGCCCGACAGCCCUCGGACGAACCCUCCCCCCACGCUGCCCUGCGUCAACUCUGCGGCCCCCACGGUCCGUUUACGUGCUAG
Messenger RNA from Monosiga brevicollis MX1, 543 nucleotides. RefSeq lists its product as uncharacterized. The coding region runs from base 1 to 543 and encodes 180 amino acids. Gene Ontology annotation, cellular component: centrosome. The record is from RefSeq and is a predicted model, not a curated record. Lineage: Eukaryota; Choanoflagellata; Craspedida; Salpingoecidae. The transcript has a single exon.